UAUCGAUAGCGCCUGCUCCACUGGUAUAAGCUCUGGAAACAAGAAGUGAAAAUGGGACGAUGAUUGGAUCUUUUACAUCAUUAGAUCGUAUCUCCGAUUUCCUAAUCGCUUUAGCCUUUUCAACCAUUUUUUCUUUCAGUAGCAUCUCUUUCCUCCCUUCACCAUGUUUACGGUAUAGUGGAAUAUUACUCCAAUUCAUUACUCUGUGCUUAUAUCGUAUGGCCGGCUUCGAUUCCUUUUUGUUCGAUAUAUGCGCCCGGUGAUCGAUCACGUCAAGGUCAGGUCAUGAACGGCCCCUCCUUCGAUUGAACCCGCAAGCUCGGAUUUACCAUCAAGUAAGAUGGUACACGCCGCAACCAUUGCGCCGGCCACCUCGCCCGCCAAUCGCCCAGGUAGAGCGCAAACAAGAUCCGGCUCGAUGGGAAGCUUUCGUGCUGGCUCGCCUCUACCCUCUCUCCCGCCGAACCGAGCAAUAAUAUCAUCUCUCCGUCGUGUACCAACCCAACACCAUUAUCAAACAUUUCCGACACCACCGCCGAGGACAGCUGGCCGAAGACCGGGUACGGGUUCCAGCUCUUCUGGUUCACAGGGUCAUGAUCACCAUGGCACGACGACACCUUUACCGAUCAAGCAGCUAGCUCUCUUAGCACUGCUGUCCUUAUCCGAGCAAACGGCUCUUAACUCCAUAUCGCCAUAUCUACCCGAGAUGAUUGAGUCAUUCCCUGGUGUAAGCCAUGAUGAAGUUGGUUUAUACGUCGGUCUACUGGCUUCGGCUUUUGCCUUAGCACAACUGGCGACGAACCUUCUUUGGGGAUACCUAUCGGAUAUUAUUGGGCGCAAACCCGUCAUGCUACUAGGCACCUUACUACUGUGCUUUUGUUUUACUGCUUUUGGGUUCUGCACUAGGUACUUUCAUAUCGUGUUAGUAAAUGUUGCUAUGGGGCUUCUUAACGGCAACGCUGCCGUAGUUCCCACUUGUUUGGGGGAACUGACCGAUCGGAGCAACCAGAGCAAAGCUUUCACCUGGCUGCCCGUCGUAUACAGCUUGGGUAGCAUCACGGGCCCCGCGCUCGGUGGUCUGUUAGUAGGCAAGGUUGCCAAAGACCGCUAUCCUUUCCUCGCCCCGAACAUUCUAGGAGCUUCGCUUCUCGCCUUGACCGUAAUUGUGCUUAGCAUUUGGUUUGAAGAAACCUUGGAAGAGCAGAUCGAAGUUCCUCACUGGUCCGAAUGGCUUCCAUGGUUAUCCAGUUCUACGAAGCCCACCGAAAAUGGAACUACACGUUCAUGGACUUGGCCUGGGGGUCGCGACUCAGAUAAUGAGCAGAGGGAAGCAAAUGAUGAUGACGCAAGGGAGGACAGCACUUUACUUGGGCCACAAGAAGACGAAAAUGGAGAGGACGAUCCGAAAUCGUCGCACGAUACUACGACGUGGCGCCAACUCUUAAAUCGAACGACGAUAGUUCUCCUUAGCACACAUCUAGUUUUUCAGCUAUCUAAUAGCUCAUUCAACAGUUUGUAUCCCAUAUUCGCAUCCGGAGAGACGCCUACGGGGCGAGACCUGCAUGCAGAUGUUAUCGGGGUAUCGCUCUCUGUGGCAGGAGUAUUCACCAUCCUAUUCCAAUUAUUCCUCUUCAGGCCGUUGAAAUCUCACCUAGGUAAUGUUAGGUCGUACCGAGGUUCUUUGCUUGGGUUUGCGAUUACUAUGGCUUUAAUACCAUUCGUCGGUUAUGAGGAUUCAAGCCCGCCUUUCGGUAUAGGGAGUAGCAAAUCAUGGUUAUACCUGGAGAUAGGAGUAAUACUCAUCAUCAAAAAUAUAUGUGCUGUUGGAGGGUUAUCAAGCGUCAUGUUACUAAUCACGAAUUCAGCACCCACUCACGCGAGCUUAGGCACUCUCAACGGCAUCGCGCAGACUCUUUCGGCUGCUGGUAGAAGUGUAGGCCCUUUCCUCUCCGGUGGACUUUUUACCGUCUCGACACACGUUCAGCCAAAAGGCGAAGCUCUUGCCUGGGGUUUAUUUGCAGGGAUAGCCUUGGCCGGAUGGCUGGGGAGUUAUGCUAUUCAUGGCGAAGGCCUCGAAAGUACCGAUGAUGGGUACGAAGCGCAUGCCACGCAAGCCGACGAACACGCGAGCGAUAAUCCCGCAUAAUCUCGAGGAUUCCUGUCUGACAAGCAAAAGCCGUAACAUCGAUGACGUCUGCUUACGCCAAUCUCUAUUUGGGACCGGCGAGUCGGAUAACCAUCCCAAGGACGCAUAAUAGUGAUUCGUAUCACGUCUCAAAUUUUUGUUUGCUCGAAGAUCCCCAAACAACAUAAGAGUGACUGCACCGCCACUAUCGCAUUUAGGACGCCGAGCUCGAGUGAUAUUAGUGUAACCGCACACGAACGCGCAGACUAGGUGUUAGCUGCAACUAUACUCGCCGGAUCUUAGGGUUGGUGGUACUCUUAUCGUCGGUAGUAGCGUUACAUCGUGAGGAAAGUAGUCUUAAAAAGACAUUCGCCCUUAGCUUUUACGUCUCUUAACUGCCGCUCCGUUUCGUGAUAAGACUAGGAGAUCGGGUUGCGCAUCUCAUAUAUAGGGUAUCAAGACUGGCCUAUAUAUUAGCAGCCGAGAACUCUGAUGAUAAUGAUGUAUGACGAUAGACAGAUAUUAUGUAUGCUUGGCAAAGAGGUGGAACAAGACGGAUUUGAUAUCUAUAUGGAAUCAAAUUUAGAUCUUACGCUUAGCAAUCGAUUUAUACAACCUCUUUUAAUACAUUCAAGCUUAGUGUU
Molecule: messenger RNA, 2769 nt
Organism: Annulohypoxylon truncatum
Lineage: Eukaryota; Fungi; Ascomycota; Sordariomycetes; Xylariales; Hypoxylaceae
Product: MFS general substrate transporter
Exons: 2
Coding region: 341-2146 (601 amino acids)
Biological process (GO): transmembrane transport
Molecular function (GO): transmembrane transporter activity
Source: RefSeq, a predicted model, not a curated record